UUGUAAAGUGAUAUUUUACAUGUUGUUCUUUGUAAAGUGAUAUUUUACAUUAUUAUUUUUUCUUUUUCUUUAUCUAGGUCAAGUUAGGGAGUGCGGUGCACUUGCGCCCUCUAUUGACCAGCCGCCACUGUGUGUGACAUAAUAAUCAAAUGAACAGAGCAUGGAUCAGAGAGAGCACAGAGAGGACGGAGCCCCUCCCUCUAAAACCACUCACCCCCCCAAAGCUCAGAGACCUGCUCCUGGGACCAGCGCCCACUCAUUCAACAGUGAUCGCUCUAAUGAUGGAGGGAUUGAUUUGAAAAGAGAACAUGGUCCACAGAUCCACCAGAAACAUCCUCCGUCUGAACCUGUUCCCAGCUGUGAGUCCCUCAGGAGUGACAGGUCUAUGUCACAGCCAAUAUUCUUCAGGAGAGAGCUAGGGGAGCAGCCGGGUCCAGAGGUCUCCAGUGGUCAGCACCAUCACACACAGCUGGACUCCAUAUUUAAGCUUCUGGAGGAGGACAUCUUCACUUUUGUCCAGAAGGAGCUGAAGAAGCUCCACAAGGUUCUGAGUACAGAUGAGCCAGAAGGUUUAGAUCCUGUGGAGGAUGAGGAUGAAGAGCAGAGGAGCUGCAGUGAGGCUGUUCUGAAGAUCACACUGAACUUCCUGAGGAGGAUGAAGCAGAAGGAGCUGGCUGAGCGUCUGAGGAGCAGGACUUCUUCUGGAGUUUGUCAGCGUAAACUGAAGUCUGACCUGCAGCAGAAGUUUGAGUUUCUGUUUGAGGGCAUCGCUAAAGCAGGAAACUCCAGCCUUCUGAAUGAGAUCUACACAGAGCUCUACAUCACAGAGGGAGGGUCUUCAGAGGUCAACCAGGAACAUGAGGUCAGACACAUGGAAACAGCCUCCAGGACACCAGGCCCAGCAGAGACAGCCAUCACAUGUGAAGACAUGUUUAAAGGCCCAGCUCACACACAUGGAGCCAUCAGAACAGUGCUGACAAAGGGAGUGGCUGGCAUCGGGAAAACAGUGCUCACUCAGAAGUUCAGUCUGGACUGGGCUAAAGGUGAAGCCAACCAGGACAUACAGCUGCUGUUCCCGUUCACUUUCAGAGCACUCAAUGUGCUGAAGGAGAGAAGCUUCAGCUUGGUGACACUUGUUGGUCACUUCUUUAGUCAAACACGAGCAGAACUCUGCAGCUUUGAAGACCUCCAGGUGCUCUUCAUCUUUGACGGUCUGGACGAGUGCAGACCUCCUCUGGACUUCACCAAAACCGAGGCCCUGAGCGACCCCACAGAGUCCGCCUCAGUGCACGUGCUGCUGGUGAACCUCAUCAGGGGGAGCCUGCUUCCCUCCGCUCGCCUCUGGAUAACCACACGACCCGCGGCGGCCAAUCAGAUCCCUGCUGAGUGCGUCUCCAUGGUGACAGAGGUCAGAGGGUUCACCGACCCGCAGAAGGAGCAGUACUUCAGGAAGAGGUUCAGAGAUGAGGCCGACACAAUCAUCUCCCACAUCAAGACGUCCAGAAUCCUCCACAUCAUGUGCCACCUGCCGAUCUUCUGCUGGAUCGCUGCCGCAGUCCUGGAGCAUCUGUUGAAAAGCAGAGAGAGAGGAGAGCUGCCCAAGACCCUGACUCAGAUGUACAUCCACUUCCUGGUGGUUCAGGCCAAAGUCAGGAACAUCAAGUAUGAAGCAGGAUCUGAGACAGACCCACACUGGAGUCCAGAGACCAGGAAGAUGGUGGAGUCUCUGGGAAAACUGGCCUUUGAGCAGCUGCAGAAAGGAAACCUGAUCUUCUACGAGAGUGACCUGAGCGAGUGUGGGCUGGACGCUGCAGCGGCCUCAGUGUACUCCGGAGUGUUCACACAGGUCUUUAGAGAGGAGCCAGGCCUGUACCAGGACAAGGUCUACUGCUUCAUCCAUCUGAGUGUGCAGGAGUUUCUGGCUGCUCUUCACGUCCAUCAGACCUUCAUCAACACUGGGAUCAACCUGCUCUCAGAGAAAACACAAAAGUCUACAAAGUUCAGUUUGAAAAAAAAACUAAAGCAUCUUCAUCAGACAGCUGUGGACCAGGCCUUACAGAGUCCAAACGGACACCUGGACCUGCUCCUCCGCUUCCUCCUGGGUCUUUCACUGUCGACCAAUCAGAGCCUUCUACAAGGUCUGCUGACACAGACAGGAAGUAGCUCCCAGACCAAUCAGAAAACAGCUAAGUACAUCAAGAAGAAGCUGAGUGAGGAUGUGUCUGCAGAGAGGAACAUCAACCUGCUCCACUGCCUGAAUGAACUGAAUGAUCGUUCUCUGGUGGAGCAGAUCCAAGAUUACCUGAGCUCAGGACGUCUGUCUGAAGGUGAACUGUCUCCUGCUGAGUGGUCAGCUCUGGCCUUCAUCUUACUGUCAUCAGAAGAAGAUCUGGACCAGUUUGAGCUGAAGAAAUACUCUGCUUCAGAGGAGUUUCUCCUGAGGCUGCUGCCAGUGGUCAAGGCCUCCACCAAAGCUCUACUGAGCAGCUGUAACCUGUCAGAGAGAAGCUGUGAAGCUCUGUCCUCAGUCCUCAGCUCCCAGUCCUCUAGUCUGAGAGUCCUGGACCUCAGUCUCAACGACUUGAAGGACUCGGGGCUGGAGAUGUUGUGUGUUGGACUGAAGAGUCGUCACUGUAAACUGGAACAGCUCAGACUGUCAGGUUGUCUGCUCUCAGAGGAAGGCUGUGCUUCUCUGGCCUCAGCUCUGAGGUCCAACCCCUCCCAUCUGAUAGAACUGGACCUGAGCUACAACCAUCCAGGAGACACAGGAGUAAAGCUCCUGUGUGCUCUACAGGAGGACCCCCACUGCACACUGGACACUCUCAGACUGAGCAGCUGUAACCUGUCAGAGAGAAGCUGUGAAGCUCUGUCCUCAGUCCUCAGCUCCCAGUCCUCUAGUCUGAGAGUCCUGGACCUCAGUCUCAACGACUUGAAGGACUCGGGGCUGAAGAUGUUGUGUGUUGGACUGAAGAGUCGUCACUGUAAACUGGAACAGCUCAGACUGUCAGGUUGUCUGCUCUCAGAGGAAGGCUGUGCUUCUCUGGCCUCAGCUCUGAGGUCCAACCCCUCCCAUCUGAUAGAACUGGACCUCAGCUACAACCAUCCAGGAGACACAGGAGUAAAGCUCCUGUGUGCUCUACAGGAGGACCCCCACUGCACACUGGACACUCUCAGACUGAGCGGCUGUAACCUGUCAGAGAGAAGCUGUGAAGCUCUGUCCUCAGUCCUCAGCUCCCAGUCCUCUAGUCUGAGAGUCCUGGACCUCAGUCUCAAUGACUUGAAGGACUCGGGGCUGAAGAUGUUGUGUGUUGGACUGAAGAGUCGUCACUGUAAACUGGAACAGCUCAGACUGAGCGGCUGUAACCUGUCAGAGAGAAGCUGUGAAGCUCUGUCCUCAGUCCUCAGCUCCCAGUCCUCUAGUCUGACAGUCCUGGACCUCAGUCUCAACCACUUGAAGGACUCAGGGCUGGAGAUGUUGUGUGUUGGACUGAAGAGUCCUCACUGUAAACUGGAACAGCUCAGACUGAGCAGCUGUAACCUGUCAGAGAGAAGCUGUGAAGCUCUGUCCUCAGUCCUCAGCUCCCAGUCCUCUAGUCUGACAGUCCUGGACCUCAGUCUCAACGACUUGAAGGACUCGGGGCUGGAGAUGUUUUUUGAUGGACUGAAGAGUCGUCACUGUAAACUGGAACAGCUCAGACUGUCAGGUUGUCUGCUCUCAGAGGAAGGCUGUGCUUCUCUGGCCUCAGCUCUGAGGUCCAACCCCUCCCAUCUGAUAGAACUGGACCUGAGCUACAACCAUCCAGGAGACACAGGAGUAAAGCUCCUGUGUGCUCUACAGGAGGACCCCCACUGCACACUGGACACUCUCAGGUAUGGACCACUUUACUGUGGACACAAAGACACUUUGACUAAACAUGUGGACAGGAUUUGACUAAGAAUCAAAGUGACUUAAAGUGUUUUUUCCUCUCAUCACAAACAUUAGAAAUGUCCAUUCAGCACAAAAACGAGUUGAGCUGCUGCGUCCUUCAUGCCCCAUGUGCUGUAUGAGCCAGUUACUGAUGCUGAGUGUGAAUGUGGUGUAUUCAUCAUCCUCAGGCCUCAGCUCAACAUCGUCACACAGAUCAAUAUAAAACCUUAGAGCUGUGAGCUGCAUUAAAGCUCCAUAUGACACUAUUUGAUGAUCUCUGUUCUAAUGUCGUUUCCUCAUCACAAACACACCUGGACUUGUCUUUUGUUUCAUUCACAUGUUUAACACACAAACCUGCACAUUUAGGCUGAGCUCUUCUCUCAAACAGAAAACACUCUGUGAUGUCAUCAUGUGGUGAUACAGGAAGUGCUCCACUGUGUUUUUAAAC
Messenger RNA from Boleophthalmus pectinirostris (great blue-spotted mudskipper), 4355 nucleotides. Its product is annotated as NACHT, LRR and PYD domains-containing protein 12-like. The record is from RefSeq and is a predicted model, not a curated record. The coding region runs from base 161 to 3931 and encodes 1256 amino acids. The transcript has 15 exons. NCBI's taxonomy places the organism in Eukaryota, Metazoa, Chordata, Actinopteri, Gobiiformes, Gobiidae. Gene Ontology annotation, molecular function: protein binding.